Messenger RNA from [Torrubiella] hemipterigena, 405 nucleotides. The record is from the annotation of a GenBank genome assembly. Lineage: Eukaryota; Fungi; Ascomycota; Sordariomycetes; Hypocreales; Clavicipitaceae.
AUGAUGUCCAGGCGUAAAUUAAGAAGUCUGUUGACCCCUCGUACAGCAACCGCUACUGCCAAUGGCCGCGCUUACCCGGAUGUUGCUCUCGUUGCCACCAAUAUCCCCUUCUUCGUCAAAGGUAAGAAGGUCCAAAGCGGCGGUACCUCUGCAUCUGGCCCCAUGUGGGCUGCGGUUGUGUCGUUGAUCAACGACUACCGCGCUACCAUUGGCAAGCCCACCCUCGGUUUCCUCAACAAGAGGUUGUAUGCUGACAAGGCUGUUCGCGCUGCCAUGGUUGACAUCACCGCUGGAUCGAACCCUUCUUGCGCGGUGCAGGGAUUCAACGCUACCGUCGGCUGGGAUAGUGUUACUGGUCUUGGUGUUUUGGACUUUGGGAAGCUGAAGGCUGCUUUGAGCACCUAG